Scatophagus argus is the source of this 6386-nucleotide messenger RNA. It is a transcript of the gene mark2b, whose product is annotated as MAP/microtubule affinity-regulating kinase 2b. The transcript is spliced from 21 exons. Gene Ontology annotation, molecular function: ATP binding; protein serine/threonine kinase activity; tau-protein kinase activity. The record is from RefSeq and is a predicted model, not a curated record. Gene Ontology annotation, cellular component: cytoplasm. NCBI's taxonomy places the organism in Eukaryota, Metazoa, Chordata, Actinopteri, Scatophagidae. Gene Ontology annotation, biological process: intracellular signal transduction; protein phosphorylation; microtubule cytoskeleton organization. Bases 1259 to 3667 code for a protein of 802 amino acids.
CGAGCUUGUUCCGGUAUCAGGGCAGGAUCGUGCGCAUAGACUGCAUUCGGGCGCAGCUCCUCAUCUCUCUCCCCCUGUCGCCCGUGACACGCACCGUCUAACAAGAAAGCCCCAGUUUACCGAUAAUGGAUUUUACAACUUGAUGAUUCCUCCUUCUGUCGGCUGGUCACGGGGAAAAAAAUUGCAGUCGGUGUUCCGACAGGACGAACUGGUAUAUCGCCACACUGCAGUGCAGCAGUGGUGAACGACCUUAUUCCAAUCACGCAACACAAGGAAGAGCGCCGGUGAUUUCCGUGGAUUUUGAGUUUUGUGGGUCGCUCUGUGGCAGUCACCGCCGCUGCGGCCGCAGAGGGAUAAGCUAACUAGCUAGCUUUGCUUCGAAAGAAAAACUGAAUUAGCUAGCUACAUGGGCUAAUAUUGGUCAGCCAGAAAGCUAGCGCGACAAAUUAAUUCGUGUUUCUCACUUGCCAUGUGACCAUUUUACGUGGUGCUGGUUUUUAUUUUUCCGGAUACCCUACCCUGGAUAUCUCACUGGGAACAUUUUUGAAUUGUUUUGUGUGAGUUGGGAAGGUCGAGACCUCAUCGGGAAUAACUUUGGCCUGAAAGUUUGUAACUUAGACCACGGACCUGGUUUCAAAGCUGAAAGGAAACAUCUCUGCCACGAAGAGAGAAAACGGGCAUCGACGCGGCGUUAUGAAAACGACGCUGGAUAAACAUUUACUCUAGAUUUCUGCGACAUUUGGGGCUUCCUCAAACGUUAGUUAGCAAGCUUACAGGUUAGCAUGCUAGCCACCUAAUUGCACCUUGUCUUGUUCAAUACAACCGUUGCCCAACUUUUUCUCAAGCUAGCCCAAGUAGCUAGCUGUCCAAGACGUCACGGCAUCGAGUUGGUAGCUCGCCGGUCACCAUCGACGUUGAUAAAUGUUAGUUGGGAACUGAAUGUUUUCACACCCAGGCAGAAGCUAAUUGAGACAUUUGCUUUUUCCUGUUUUGCGCUUGUUGACAAACAUGGGACGUGCGGUUGCUGCUAGCUAGUUUCUAGCUAGCUGGCUAACUCGGCUAGCCGCUGAUGUGGGAUUCAACUUGUUGAUUCACAGGCUUUUUUUGUCGAUCUGCUAGCUGGCUAGCACUGGACAUCUGUUGAAAUUUCCCUCUACCUUCAACUAGACAGGUUUUAAAUGUACAAUAGACACUGAAGAACCUUCCUUGUGUCACCGUUCCUUUCCCCUUUUUUUUGUCAACUUGAAGUCUUUCAAAAAUGUCAACAAGGAUCCCACUGGUGCAAGUCAUUGAAAAUUCGACAGGACAGGAGUCCAAGUCAUCCGGCCGCUCCAGCAUGCCGCGAUGUCGGAACUCCGUCGCCACGACCACAUCAGAUGACCAGCCACACAUUGGUAACUAUCGGUUGCUAAAAACCAUCGGCAAAGGCAACUUCGCCAAGGUCAAACUGGCACGACACGUCCUCACCGGAAAAGAGGUGGCUGUAAAGAUCAUUGAUAAGACGCAGCUCAACUCUUCCAGUUUGCAGAAGCUCUUCCGGGAGGUGAGGAUCAUGAAGAUGCUGAAUCACCCCAACAUAGUCAAGCUCUUUGAGGUGAUAGAGACAGAGAAGACUUUGUACCUGGUAAUGGAGUACGCUAGUGGAGGAGAGGUCUUUGAUUACUUGGUGGCCCAUGGCAGGAUGAAGGAGAAAGAAGCCCGUGCCAAAUUCAGACAGAUUGUGUCAGCUGUGCAGUAUUGCCAUCAGAAGUGUAUAGUACACAGAGACCUCAAGGCAGAGAACCUGCUGCUGGACGCAGACAUGAACAUCAAGAUAGCAGACUUUGGCUUCAGUAACGAGUUCACUCUGGGGAACAAGCUGGACACGUUCUGUGGCUCCCCGCCCUACGCUGCCCCAGAGCUCUUUCAGGGCAAGAAGUACGAUGGGCCUGAGGUGGACGUCUGGAGCCUGGGAGUAAUCCUCUACACACUGGUCAGCGGCUCAUUGCCCUUCGAUGGACAGAACCUCAAGGAACUGCGAGAGCGCGUGCUGCGUGGUAAAUACAGGAUUCCUUUCUACAUGUCCACAGACUGCGAGAACUUGCUCAAAAAGUUCCUUAUCCUGAACCCCACUAAAAGAGGCAGCCUUGAGCAGCAGAUAAUGAGGGACCGGUGGAUGAAUGUGGGUUAUGAAGAGGAAGAACUCAAACCCUACGUUGAACCCCAACCAGAUUAUAAGGACCCCAGGAGGACAGAGAUCAUGCUGCAGAUGGGAUUUUCUCAGGAGGAAAUCCAGGACUCGGUGGUGAACCAGAAGUACAAUGAUGUGAUGGCUACAUAUCUGCUACUGGACUAUAGGAACUCUGAGCUGGAUGAAGGUUGCAUCAAACCCCGGCCAGGAAGUGAUGUAAGCAACAUAAACGCCCCCUCUCCGCCUCAUAAGGUACAGCGCAGUGUGUCAUCCAACCAGAAGCCUCAGAACCGCAGGGCAACCGACCAGGGUUCCUCCUACUCUAAGAGGGGGGGUCAGUCAGACAACCGGACUGCAGUGGAGGAUUCUGGAAGGAAAGGCUCAUCAGGCAGCUCCACUACCAAGGUGCCGGCCAGCCCUCUGGUCUCUUCUGACCGCAAGAAGAGCGCCACGCCCUCCACUAAUAGCAUCCUGUCCACCGGUACUGGUCGCAGUCGAAACUCUCCUCUGACUGAGAGAGCCACGCUGGGCCAAGGCAUCCAGAACGGCAAGGACAGCCUAAACACUCCGGGUUCCCGCGCCUCCACUGCCUCGGCUGCUGCCGUCCUCUCCUCCUCCUCCUCCUCCUCGCGUUCCCGCCACCACAAGUCCCUGUCCUCCUCCAAUCAUCCAUGCCCCUCUGACCUGCACGCACCACGGCCCAGCGCCCCACCUCAGCGGGCACCCGGUGCCUCCCCAUCUGCCCACAACAUCAGCAGCGCUGCUGUGUCAGACCGUCCCAACUUCUCCCGAGGGGUGGGCAUCCGCAGCACAUUCCACGCAGGCCAGCAGCGGGGGGCCCGAGACCAGCAGGGCUCUGCCUACCCCGGAGGGCCCGCAUCCCCGUCACUGUCACAUGGCAACAGCCAGGCCCGGAGGACACACGGUGCCACUGGGAUUUUCAGCAAGUUUACUUCCAAGUUUGUACGCAGAAAUCUCUCGUUCAGGUUUCCGAGAAGGAGUCCGUAUGAGGGAGAGGGUCGGGAUGAGGGGAGCAGGUCCAUGCUGAGCAGCACAGUGGAUAAGUCAGAGAAGACAUCUGGUGGUGUCCUCUCUUCUUCAUCCAACAACGAUGAGAACAACUCCUCACCAGGAUCUGGUAACACUGGUGGCACCGGCACCCCUCCGGCCAUCGCCAGCCAGAAAGACUCGGCCAAGCCGCGCUCGCUUCGCUUCACCUGGUCCAUGAAGACCACGUCGUCCAUGGAGCCCAUGGAGAUGAUGCGUGAGAUCCGCAAGGUGCUCGACUCCAACAGCUGCGAGUACGAGCUACGCGAGCGUUACAUGCUGCUGUGCGUGUCAGGCAACCCGGCCCGCGACGACUUUGUCCAGUGGGAGAUGGAGGUGUGCAAGCUACCGCGGCUCUCCCUCAACGGCGUGCGCUUCAAACGGAUCUCGGGCACGUCCAUCGCCUUCAAGAACAUUGCCUCAAAGAUUGCCAACGAGCUCAAACUGUGAGUGCGGAGGAGCAGCGAGGAGAGAUGAGAUAAAGGGUGGAGGUGGGAGGGUGAAGGGGUUGAUAGCAAGGAUGAAGAUGAUGCUGUAAGCGGGGUGUGGGCGCUAUGGAAGUCGGGAGGUAAGCUAAAGGGUGUGAUCACUUUAAAAAUAACAUGAUUGUUAUCUGGACAAAGGUCUGAAGUAGGGCUGUCGGUUCUCUGAGACUAGAAAAUGUUUCUUUUCUAGAAGUUUUGUCUGAAGAUUUUGUCCUCCGAUUAGAAACUCUGAGUUGAUUUCCUCUGAGUUGUGAAGUACUUAUAGACCGACGUCCUCUCUCUUCCCUGCUGUUUUUUGUUUUGUUUUGUUUUGUUUUGUUUUUUUUUUUUUGCUGCUGUUGUUUUUUUUUUUUUUUUGUCACGUUCUACUAGACGUUCCACUCUCCUGCAUGUCCGAUCUGCUCUCCCUGUUUUUAAGAAGUCACAUUUUGAUCACAUUGACCACUCCUGUCACUUAUUCCCGCUAUUUAUUCAGUUUCUCUGCACGGUUCUGCUGCCAGGUCUUUUUUUGAGAAGGGCGGAGGGCCUGGUGGAAAUGAGGGUUUGGAUGGGGGACGAGGAGAGCCGAGGUAUUGCUGAAAAAUGAACUUUCUACUUUCUCUCUGAAUUUCGAACAAGUGGCGAUGAUUGCAGAAAGUUCAGAGCCUUAUGUUGCUGGAAAACUCGAAGGGGUUUUUGAUUGAAUUUGUUCUGAUUCUCCUUGAAAACUGAAUGGACUCCAACUGAGCCAGGACUUUGGUCACUGAAGCCCACUGUCUCCCACACACACACACACACACAAACACACACACACACACACACAAAUGGACUUUGGAUGGAUGAACUCUGCUGUUGUUGGUUUAAGGACGCUCUCCUCCCUCCACCUGCCCACACAAACCUCCCCUCCCGCCCCCCAAAAUGAACUUAAAAACAAAACAAAACAAAAAAAAUCUACCUGAUCCAUCCUUCCACCACAUCCCUCCUCCCCUCGCUCACUCUCUCUCUCUCUCUCUCACUCACACACACACACACACACACACACACACACACACUCACUCUCACUCUUUGCCACCAUCUCUCUCUGAUUUCAAACUGAACUCAGCACAAGCACAUCCAUCUUUGCCUCUUCACUCCCUUUUUCUUCUUCAUUUUUAAUUUCUCUCACGCCGUCAAGUGUGAGGAGGCCAGUUAAACUUGAUGUUGUCAUCGAUUGUUUGGGCUUCAACCCUUCAAGUCCGUACUUUUUUUUUUUUCUUUUUCUUUUAUGGCUUUUAAAAUCAGUUGUGCACUGGAAAAGAUGGGCAUAUGGGGAAAUUGGGGAGGGAAAACCAGUUCAUGGAUGGGUUUGUUGAUGGAUUUUUAUGUUGCCUUUCUUUAUAGAAUUAAAUUUGGGGUUUGUCUCUGUUGUAUCUUCAGCACAUAAAUGCUCAAAUGAUUUUAUUUGUAUUUUUUUGUUAAUGUUGGUAUCACCUCGGUUGGCGUCAUGCCUUCAUAUCCAGAAUGUCAACCCUGAACGGACGCAUUUCUAGUCCCCCCCAACCCCCACCUUUUUUUUUUCUUUCUUACUCCAUCCCCUUUGUGCUACAUGUGUUCCCAAAGAGCAAAUACAUACAAAAGGUGUCUUUGGAGUAUGUAACAAACAGUAUGUGUGUGUGAGUGUAUUCUAAAAGAUCACUGGAAAAAAAAAAAAAACAAAACAAAAGGAAUUGACAAGGACGACGAAGAUGGUGAAUUAUUUUCUUCUUCUACUUUUGAUUUGAUAAUAUAUUUUUGUGUCGUUGGAAAAAUUGGGGUUUGUACAGAUUAGGAUUUUUUUAGGGGGGGGGGGGGGGGGUUGAACAGGGUGUGAAGGGUCAUGUCGGACCAUAUCAUUGCUGCCUUUUUUGGUGUGGUGCACCUUUAACACACACAUUUAACAUACGGCCCAUCAUGUAUCAGAAUGAACAACCCCCACUCCCACGUACAGGGCGUUUUCAGUGUAUUUAAUGUUGAUGGUGGUGGCGGCGACUGCUGCUCAUUCAUCUUUGGCUAUUUCAUAUCAUCCCUUUGUUUUUAAUCAUUUUAAAGGCCUUAUCGGUCCAGAAUGGCUUGAAGCUGAGAGAAAAUGGAUGGGGGAGGGGGGCUCAUCCAUAGGUUUCUCGGAUCAGAGCAUGGGUUCUUGUUCAAAACCACAAACAAGAGGAUGCCACUUUCUAUCUCCCUCUUUGUGGUGACGCUCCAGUUUGUCGAAGCAGAAGAAAAAACACACACACACACACUUGGGGGUCAAAGAUUGGGGGUGAUGGGGGACAAUGCGAGGUCCCAUCAGCUGGUUGUACCUAACUUAACACUUUUCUUUCUUUCUAUCACGAUGACACACUGUCGUUUUAUUAUUUCUUUCAGUUUUUAAUACGUCAGAUUUUUCUUUAAAAGUCGAUCAUUGUAUUAAGGUGCUGGGUGUUGGAUUCUAAUUAUUAUUCUGGCUGUUGCUGUUAUAUUAUCUCUUUCAGGGUUGAUUUUAUUUUACAUUAUUUCGUUUUACAUUGCUGUAAUUUACAUUGAUUUUAAAUGUGUUUUGAGCAAACUGUAACUGUAGUGGUGGGUUUGGGGUUGGGAGGGGUGAUCAACUCCUGAAAAAAAUGUAUUAUUUGUUUUGUUUUUUUUUGUGCAAAGACAAAAUGAUGAAAAUUAAAAAUGAUAGUAAUAAAAACAAUGGUAUAAUGAUA